Molecule: messenger RNA, 483 nt
Organism: Paramecium sonneborni
Lineage: Eukaryota; Ciliophora; Oligohymenophorea; Peniculida; Parameciidae
Source: the annotation of a GenBank genome assembly
AUUAAAAUAAAACCAUGGAUUCAAUUCCUAUCAUUCUAAAAUGCCCUUCAUAAAAUAAGGUUUACAAUAUCCAAAUUACAAGUGAUAUUACUCCGUUAAAUAUAGAGUAGGAAUUUAAAGAACAAUGUUUUACAAAAGAAUAAAAUCUCAAUUUUUUCUAUAAUAAUUUGCUCCUAAAGCAUUAAGUUCCAUUAUCGCAACAAGAAAUUGUAAAAGGUUCUAUUCUAUUGAUAUCAUUAUAAACAUUCUCCAUCUAGAUAUAAAUAUCAUCCAAAAAUAAAAAAUACUGUGUAGAAAUAGGUGAUUUUAUGACAACAGAUAAUUUAUCUUAAAUAUUAAUUCAAAUGUAGCCAUUUAGUGAGGUUCAAUUUUACUUAAAUUAAAAAUUAUUGAAACCUGAUGAUUCAUUGAUUAAUUAGGAAGUUUAAGCAAAUUCUAUAGUAGAUGCCAAUAUAAAGUAAUAAGGAGGAUAAGAAUUCUGAG